AUGGCUAAUCAGGUCUCACAAAUACUCAUCACUGUUCUGAUCCUAUCAGUCUUUUACAUCCAGUUCGGUUCUGCUUUGAUCUGUUGGACAUGUGAUCCUUGUCCGGAACCAUUCACUAACACAUCGACAACAACGUCAAUUCGUGCUGCUAAUUGUUCAAGCUCGAAUACAAUCUGUGUGAAAAACACCGUUCGUAUCGUCAAUCGAUCACCUCAAAUCUCGAAAGGAUGCGUAUCUAGCUGCACUCAAAGUGGCUCAAACUCAUUUGGAGUCGGUGCUUUCGUUGAUUGUUGUAAUACAGAUUAUUAUCACGAAGUCGAACUAAUUGAAAUCUUGUACGAUGAUGAUGAUGAUGAUAAAAUGAAAAAGAAUACUAACACAGAACAAAAAAAUGUAACAUCUAUGGCAAUUAUCAGCAGAUAG
This is a messenger RNA of Adineta ricciae, 423 nucleotides long. NCBI's taxonomy places the organism in Eukaryota, Metazoa, Rotifera, Eurotatoria, Adinetida, Adinetidae. The record is from the annotation of a GenBank genome assembly.